Molecule: messenger RNA, 693 nt
Organism: Rotaria sordida
Lineage: Eukaryota; Metazoa; Rotifera; Eurotatoria; Philodinida; Philodinidae
Source: the annotation of a GenBank genome assembly
AUGAAGCAUAAAGACGACUAUACCUAUGAAUUAAUUGACAAUGAAACUGAUGCUCUCAUCUGUGCUCGUUUGAUAUCUGAAGAAUUUAUUCAACAUAAUCCAAUAGCAGUUUUCGAUAAAAUUUCAGCUGACGAUUUUUUCCAUGAACGUUCAUGGCCAAUGAUGAUGGAUGUUUUCGAUGAAAGAUUAUCAUUUCUAGCUCGUCAUCGUCAUUCAAAUGAAAUUGUUGGUGCUAUAAUAGCUGGUGAUCUAUUUGUACAUAAUCAGAAUCAUCCAUAUGAUGAAUUUGGAAUACCAUCAACAAUACCUCAUCAUGAUUUACUCCAAGAUAUGGCCAAUCAAUUUAUUAAUUAUGAUUUUAAUCAACAAUUAGAACCUUAUUUUAUUUUACAUAUUGGUUUAGGUGCUACACGUGCUCAACAUUCACUAAAAGGUGUUGCUUGUCAAUUACGUCAACUUCUCUGUAAUUAUGCACGUGAUAUUAAACGAUUUCAAUAUGCAUUUGUUCAAGUGACAAAUCCAAUUACGAAACAUAUAUAUACAGAUAAAAUGGGCGCACAAGUCGUGCGGAUAAUCGAUCCGACUAGAUGGGCAUGGAGAAAGAAGAAUUAUCAAUUAUAUCCAUAUAAAGAUUAUAAGAAUGGAUCUAUUUACAAUGUUCUUCUAGAAUUGACAAAAAUCGACAAAUUAUAA